AUGUCCUCCCCCACUCCCUUUGCCGCCUCACCCACCUCGAGCCCCUCGCACGACCCCAUCCCCAAAUCCCGCUACACCUACAAACACCUCUCACAACUCAAGACCUUCUCGCCCACAACCCCACUCCGCCCAAUCGCCCACAUCGACCUCGACUGCUUCUACGCGCAGUGCGAAACGGUCCGCCUGGGUCUCGACCCGGGCAUCCCCCUCGCCGUCCAGCAAUGGCAGUCCCUCAUCGCCGUCAAUUACCCUGCGCGCCCCUCGGGCGUGAGUCGCCACAUCACGGCCACGGAGGCAUUGAAGCUGUGUCCCGAGUUGAGAUUACAGCACGUAGCGACGUGGCGGGAGGGGGAGGAGGGGUGGGCCUAUCGCGAGGAUGCGGCGCGGUGUAUAGCGACGGACAAGGUGAGUUUGGAUCCGUAUCGGAUGGCGAGUCGGAGGAUUCUGGCGUGUAUCAAGGGGGUGUUGCCGGAUAAGGAGCAGAGGGUCGAGAAGGCGAGUAUUGAUGAGGUGUUUUUGGAUUUGAGUGCGCAGGUGCAUGGGGUGUUGAUGGAGAGGUUCCCCGAGUUGAGGGGUGGUCGGUCGCUGGAUGGGGAUGCGAAUGAGUUGUUGCCGAAGGUGCCGACGACGGUGGUGGAUUGGGCGGCGGACGAGGUGGUGGGGACGGGGGAUGAGGAGGGUGAGGAGGAGGAUACGGAUUGGGAUGAUGUGUGUUUGGCGAUUGCGGCGGAGAUUGUGCGGGACGUACGGAGGGAGAUUAAGGAGAAGCUGGGGUAUACGUGUUCCGGGGGAGUCGCGAAGAAUAAGUUGUUGGCGAAACUUGGAUCCGCGUACAAGAAGCCGAAUCAGCAGACCGUUAUUCGGAAUCGUGCUGUUGGCCAGUUUUUGAGUGAGAAGAAGUUCACCAAGAUUAGGAUGCUGGGCGGGAAACUUGGGGAUGAGGUCGUGGCGAUGUUCGGGACGGAUCUAGUCAAGGACCUCUUGGACAAGCCAUUGGAGCAAUUGAAGAGGUUGGGGGAUGACACCGGGACUUGGCUGUAUGGGACGAUCAGGGGCGAAGAUCAUAGCGAGGUGAAUCCCAGGACGCAGCUCAAGAGCAUGCUGUCGGCGAAAUCGUUUCGGCCGGCCAUCAACUCGUUUGAGCAGGGGGUGCGGUGGUUGAAGAUUUUCGCUGCUGAUAUCUUCUCGCGGUGUGUGGAGGAAGGUGUGUUGGAGAAUAAGAGAAGACCCAAAACCAUCAAUCUGCACCAUCGUCAGGGCGCGCAGACGAGGAGCCGGCAGAGCCCCAUUCCGCAAGGCAAGCCACUGUCAGAAGCCUUGCUGUUCGAUCUUGCAAAGAACCUCCUCGCUCAGGUGGUGGUAGAUGGGCGCGCCUGGCCAUGCGCCAAUCUCUCCCUGAGUGUCGGCGGAUGGGAAGACGGGGUAACAAACAACCAGGGCAUAAGUGGAUUUCUGGUCCGAGGCGCAGAGGCAAAAGCACUUAGCACAACGGGGAAAUCAAGUGGACAGGUUGGGGAGCCACCCAGAAAACGAAGGAGGAAGGGCAACAUAGCAAACUUCUUCGGCCCCCGAGACGAGAAGAAGCAGGACUUUGACGCCGCUCGCGCUGUUCUACUGGCACAUCGAAGGUCCACAAAUGAUGAUGAAGAGGAAGACGAUGAAGAUCUCAGGGCCCAGCACGGUGAGGAAGAUGUGUUUGAGGAGCGAGAAAGGUCAACCACGCCUCACCUCGGCCGACAGUCGUCAUCGGAUCUUCACAAUGAAGAAGUUCGCCCCUCUGCGCAGCGUGUCUCGUAUGCAGAAGACAAACCUAUCUCCCACCAGCAAUCCUCCAACACCUUCUUCUGCCCCCGCUGCAACAUCCACCUCCCCGGCGCCGAGAAACCCGAACACGACGACUUCCACUUCGCGCUCGACCUGUCCAAGGAGAUGAGGCAGGAAGAGCGGAUUACGCAAAGGACUCCGGUGCCGCAAAAGCCCACGAGAGGGAGGGGAAGACCGCCGGGC
Molecule: messenger RNA, 2007 nt
Organism: Westerdykella ornata
Lineage: Eukaryota; Fungi; Ascomycota; Dothideomycetes; Pleosporales; Sporormiaceae
Product: DNA/RNA polymerase
Exons: 1
Biological process (GO): error-prone translesion synthesis; response to radiation
Cellular component (GO): nucleus; site of double-strand break; replication fork
Molecular function (GO): DNA-directed DNA polymerase activity; damaged DNA binding
Source: RefSeq, a predicted model, not a curated record